Molecule: messenger RNA, 2172 nt
Organism: Athalia rosae (coleseed sawfly)
Lineage: Eukaryota; Metazoa; Arthropoda; Insecta; Hymenoptera; Athaliidae
Product: facilitated trehalose transporter Tret1-like
Exons: 5
Coding region: 574-2001 (475 amino acids)
Biological process (GO): transmembrane transport
Cellular component (GO): membrane
Molecular function (GO): transmembrane transporter activity
Source: RefSeq, a predicted model, not a curated record
CUGAAAUUUCAUCGACUCCAUCGAAUCACCAUUGACGCCAUAAAAAUCAACCUCGUAUCUCAAUGACUCGAACGAUUCGUUCACGUACCAGAAAUCAUAUAUAUAUAUAUUAUUUAUCUUGAUCGAGUUGAUCUGUGAACUUGAUCUCAGCAGAUUUAACGCAAUUUCCGUUUUAAGGACACAAUGUACAUACCUUUGUAAUAAUCAUUAUAAUAGUUGUUAGUGUUUGUCUAGAAUUGAUUUACAAUUCUCUAUAAUUAGCAAAUGAACGCCUGUCUUCUCAUUAUUCAUCGAGAGCAGUAGGUGCAUUGAAUACAACUAUGCUAAUUUUUUCCGGAAUAAUUAUUCAGAUUAAAAGAUUUCAAGAUCUUGGGGGGAUCGGUGUAUAACAGAUCACUUAUCUGUUAUUCUAAUAUAGUCUUUAAUUGAUCUCCCGGAGAAACUCAUGCUUCCAAGUGUGACUACGGUAUAUAAACAUAAAAUGUGAAAAUUCUCCAGCUAAAAACACCAUAAGUUUUCAUUGUUAAUUUACUAUUUUUUAAUCGUUCGAUUUAAACCUUCGUAUCAACCGCCAUGGAUUAUCGUAGAAUUACGAUGACAAAAUUCAGAGUUAAAGGACAAAUUUUCGCAGUCAUAGCUGCAUCGGUGAAUUUGGUGUCAACUGGCUACCAUUUCGGUUGGUUGUCUCCUUCGUUGGCGAAAUUGCAGGCUAAAGAUUCCGACUUUCCGGUAACUUCGAGUCAAAUUUCUUGGAUCGCAAGUUUCCACUUGAUCGGUAGCAUAUUCGGAUCGAUCGGCGCUCUAUCUCUCAUAGAAAAAUUCGGCAGGAGGACGAUACUCCUCUGGACAUCGGUUCCCCAUAUUUUGUCCUGCCUGAUUAUCGCUUCGGCUAACAACUACUGGUCUCUUUACAUAGCAAGGUUUAUAGCCGGUAUCGCGAUAGGGGUAGUUUUUUCGGCAGCCCCGAUGUACAUCGGCGAAGUGACCGAGGACAGAUUACGGGGAGGUUUAAGUUCUCUGAUGUCGGUGAUGAUGAACUUCGGUUUUCUCAUACCUUACUCGAUCGGCCCGUGGACGAGCAGACCGAUAUUGGCGGGGGUCGGUGCCGUGAUUCCAGUUUUCUACGUUCUCAUAUUUUUCUGGGUUCCCGAAUCUCCCUAUUAUCACGCUAUGAAAAACAGGGAGUACAUGAUUAAAAAAAGUCUCAUGUGGCUCAGAGGAACAUCUGACGUGGACGACGAAGUCAGAACGAUUUGUAAUUCCGUGGCAGAGGCAUCCGGCAGGACGGGAACUACCAAGGACCUAUUCGCGAAGAAGGGAAAUCGAAAGGCUUUCAUCAUCGUGAACGGUUUGCUGACCUGUCAACAAUUUUCGGGAAUAACAGCGUUCCUCGCCUACUCAACGAUCAUCUUCAACGAAGCCGAAACUAAGAUAACAUCUAGUUUCGCUGUAAUCAUAACUGGGAUCAUAUUGUUCGUGAUCGCGAUUCUGGUGAUAUUUUUGGCCGACAAAGCUGGGAGAAGACCGCUACUUUUGGGUUCUACAUCGCUUUGCGCGGUCUUUUUAUCGGGAGUAGGAGCGUAUUUUCACCUGCGGGAAAACGGUCACGACGUUUCAAGAAUAUCGUGGAUUGCUGUAGCAUCGACCGUUGGCUACUUGAUUUGUUUUUCAUCGGGCAUAGGAACCUUACCGCUCGGAAUGUCGACGGAAAUGUUCGCCUGCGAGAUAAAAUCCAUAGCGUUCACUUAUUCCACGAUUUACCUCAGUCUGCUCGGCGUUUUAGUUACGAAGCUCUACCAAAUGGUUACCGACGCCUACGGUAUUCACGUGGCUUUUUACAUUUUUUCAGGAUGCUCCGUGUUGUCGACGGUAUUCGUAUAUUUCGUCGUACCGGAAACGAAACGACGAUCUUUAAAAGAUAUUCAAACCGAACUGCGGGGAAAAAUCGCGGAUAAUGUGACGGAAACGAUGAUGCCGUUAUCCGAAACUGCGACGAUUUAAUUACGAUUAAUAUUAAUGACUAAACCUUCUGCAAAUUAUUCCAAGACUGAUGUCUAAAAAUGACUUCGAUCAAAGCGUAAUUGUCAGACAGUUAGUAAUUUUAGUAGAACCAUGUUUAUAAUUUGACAAAAGUAUUAAAAAGAAGAAAAUAAAAUAUCGUUAUUCUAGGUA